AUGGGAAAGGGCGAUUUGGCUAAAGAGUCACCACAGCAAUACUAUCUUACGCCAGAAAGCUUUGCUGAAAAUUUGGGGGCUGAAACCAAGCUAAAAUCUACCAAUAACUUUUCAAAUCAUGAGCCUUUGUCAAGGAAACCAAAGCAAUAUGAAAGUCGGAUAGAAAAGGAACCACCAUAUUAUUUUUUAUUUACGACUUAUUUGUCGUAUUUGGUGCUAAUAUGUUUUGGACAUUUGCGAGAUUUUUUUGGAAUGAGAUUUAAAAAGGCAAACUAUAAACACUUGAGAGAACAAAAUGGUUACGCGCCACUAAAUUCUGAUUUUGACAAUUUUUAUGUUCGUCGUCUUAAAUUAAGGAUUAACGAUUGUUUCAGUCGUCCAGUAACCGGAGUACCUGGAAGACAAAUCAAAUUACUUGAUAGGGAAACAAAGGAUUAUUGCAAGACAUUUCAACUUACUGGUCAAAUAAAGGAAUGCUUAAAUUUGAGUAGUUAUAAUUAUUUGGGAUUUGCACAAUCUGAGGGUGCAUGCGCUGACGCGGUCGAAAACACGAUUAGAAAAUAUGGAAUUGCUCCUUGUAGUCCUAGAGCUGAAGUUGGCACUUUAGAUAUUCAUCAGAAAGCUGAAUCGCUUGUAGCGAGAUUCAUAGGAAAACCAUCAGCGAUAAUAGUAUCGAUGGGAUACGCUACAAAUAGUACAACAUUACCAGCACUAGUUUCCAAAGGAAGCCUAAUUAUUUCCGAUGAACAUAAUCAUAGUAGUUUAGUGUUUGGCAGCCGUCUUAGUGGUGCAUUUAUACGCGUAUUCAAACACAAUGACAUGGAAGCUUUGGAAGCUCUAUUAAAAGAAUGCAUUAGUCAAGGACAACCGCGUACACAUCGUCCGUGGAAAAAGAUUUUGGUGGUGGUAGAGGGACUUUAUUCGAUGGAAGGGACAAUUUGUAACCUCCCGAAAAUAGUUGAACUAAAGAGAAAAUAUAAAUUUUACUUGUAUCUCGAUGAAGCUCACAGUAUUGGUGCUUUAGGAUCACGUGGACGAGGUGUAUGUGAUUAUUUUGGUGUCGACCCGAACGACAUCGAUAUUCUAAUGGGAACAUUCACGAAAUCUUUUGGUGCUGCCGGUGGAUACAUAGCAGCAAAUCAAGAUAUAAUUGAUCACUUGCGUCUUCAAUGUCAUGCACCUAUUUACGCGGAAUCCAUUACACCAUUAGUGGCGCAACAAAUUUACUCGUCAAUGAAGAUCAUUAUGGGUGAGGACGGGACAAACGAAGGUCAAGAACGGUUAGGUCAAUUGGCUUUUAAUGCUCGUUAUCUGAACUUGAAUUUAGAGCGGUUGGGAUUCAUUACCUACGGUGAUAAUAAUUCACCGGUUAUUCCAUUACUGUUAUUUAAUCCAGCGAAAAUUCCUGCGUUUUCGCGUGAAUGCCUAAAACGAAACAUUGCCGUAGUAGUAGUUGGAUACCCAGCUACCCCUGUAAUUUCAUCGCGUGCACGUUUCUGUGUUUCUGCCGCACACACAAAACAAGAUCUCGAUUAUUUCUUGAAAGCGUGUGAUGAGAUUGGAGACAUUUUACAGCUGAAGUUAUCACAACAGCCAUCUCGGUUCACUAUCGAACAGGUGUUGAGAGAUGGUGAAAAGAGUAUGUAG
Ambispora gerdemannii is the source of this 1647-nucleotide messenger RNA. Lineage: Eukaryota; Fungi; Glomeromycota; Glomeromycetes; Archaeosporales; Ambisporaceae. The record is from the annotation of a GenBank genome assembly.